UCUACGAUUAGCAGCUGCACAGUCAACAAGAAAAGAUGGCUACUACCCCGCGUGAACGAAGUUCUGCUGGCUGGCCCAGAGGAAGGUCUGUUUCAGACUCUAGCAAUCACAAAAGUACAGCUGGUGUGCAUCGUGAAAGGACAGCAAUAUUAUAUCCUUUGACAAACUACACAUUUGGGACCAAAGAGCCCCUGUAUGAGAAAGAUUCCAGUGUACCAGCCAGGUUCCAACGGAUGAAAGAUGAAUUCCAGAAGAUGGGCACAAGGCGGUCUGUAGAGGGAGUCCUCAUCGUUCAUGAACAUGAUCUUCCUCAUGUUUUAUUGCUGCAGUUGGGCACAACAUUUUUUAAAUUGCCUGGUGGAGAACUCAAAGCUGGAGAAGACGAGAUGGAUGGUCUCAAGAGACUCAUGACAGAAAUUCUUGGAAGACAAGAUGGUGUCCAGCAAGACUGGAUGGUAGAAGAUAUCAUUGCGAACUGGUACAGACCUAACUUUGAACCUCCUCAAUAUCCUUACAUUCCAGCUCAUAUAACAAAGCCAAAGGAACAUAAAAAACUCUACUUUGUACAACUAGCGGAAAAGGCCCUAUUUGCUGUUCCAAGGAAUUACAAGCUGGUAGCAGCGCCUCUCUUUGAACUCUACGACAAUUCACCAGGAUAUGGUCCAGUCAUAUCCAGCUUACCGCAGCUACUUAGCAGAUUCAACUUCAUUUACCAGUAAUCAAGCAAUCAAGAUAUUCUGUUGAUGUCGGCAUGUAAGCUAGUUAGCAGCUUCGAUCCACAAAAAGACUGCUUUUUAAUCUCACUUUUGUAAAUAUAGUCUGUAGGAGCAGUGGAAGCACAAUACAGAUCGUGAACCUUGUGUCUCAAAAAUUUGAACGGACAAUUUUUAACAGCGAAUUCAGUAUCAAGGAGGCACAAAAGAUAUGUAUGGUCUGACAGUUCACUUAUUGUCGAACAAAUUGUCACUUUCUUCCAUCCUAGCGUAUGUGAUGUAGUUUGCUCAGAGGGUGUGAUUUUGUAGGAAAUCAUGAAUUUUUAGUCACAUGAGGAAUUCAACCAAACAUUUAUGUUGAUACUGUCAUUCAGAUUGUACAAGUUGUAUCUCUGUAGAUGAAAUAAUUCUUUGGCAUGAACAGCUUUGCUCAACUUUGCCAGGUUCAAUGUUUCAUGUGCACCUUGUGAAAAUUAAGAUUUUUUGUUCACAAUAUACAAUGUACAGGAAUACCAUCAUGGGAGAUUGUCUAAGGCAGUUCUGAUCAAUUUUGAUGCAGAAUCUUAAUCAUUUCACUGUGAAACUGCUGAUUUAUGAUUAUGACCUUAUUAACAUGACAUACAAACAAUUAUGAAAAUGCAUAUUUUGUCUCAUGUUUACGGAAACUUUAGAUAGAGGCAUUGAUUUCUAAUCAUCCUCAAACUACACCCGCACCAUGCCCCAUAUCCAUAUGUAAAUAGUACUUUGUUUAUGUAAAUAUCUUGAUUGUUUUGUAAGUUUUGUACGAUAGGUCCCUCACCUGUUGCUGAAUGUAAGUGUACUGAAUGCCAUUCUCGCGAUCUGAUUAUUGUUUGAUAGGAAUAAGUAUGUUGACUGCACAGUGUUCACUAUCAACAUUUAAACAUAAUGCAAGGGAUUUUAUUCUUGAACGCUUGUAUUCUACUCAAACUUAAACUUAACGCCAAGCCUAAGCUUUUGUUCCGAAUUGGGUUUUAGAAUUGAAGUUAGGCUGAGAUCUAAGUUUUCCUUUGUUAAACGUGAUCUUAGAUCCAGCUUUGGGAUUUAUUAAAUUAUAUGUUGUAGAAAAACUGACCUCGUUGUGAAAGGAAUCAGAUGGUCUUUGUUUGGACCACAUAUUAAGAACACAUGAUGUAUUCUCUUAUUUUUAAGGUUUUUUAUUCAAACUGAUGAUGAUUAUAAACAGGAUACAUUACAUUUAUCCCAAUCGUACUGAUGCUAAGUCUAAUGGAUUCAGCGAUGUGAUCAUGCGCUCUUUAUGUUCUCACGCAUUUAUCAAUGUGUGCACCAUUAUCUGUCGUUAGAUGUACUCAUAUGCAUGUCUAUUAUAAUGCACAACAAAGGUUAACGCGAUAUGAUGGCAGUAAAAUAAAUUAUAUUGAGCUCAUUUUCCUACAUUUUAUGUCAGUUGAGUGUGUACAUGUAAGUUGCUUGAGUGAGCUUGUUGUCAUCCGAGAUACAGAUUGUCAUGAUCUCUGUAUCUCUAUAUUCCGCAUGUAUCAUCUUAAUGGAUCUCAGUCUAGUGAUGGCAAACAAGUAGGUACUGUGCAAGAGCAAUUGAAACAUGGACAAUGUACACACAUUGAAGG
Molecule: messenger RNA, 2320 nt
Organism: Strongylocentrotus purpuratus (purple sea urchin)
Lineage: Eukaryota; Metazoa; Echinodermata; Echinoidea; Camarodonta; Strongylocentrotidae
Product: cleavage and polyadenylation specificity factor subunit 5
Exons: 7
Coding region: 36-719 (227 amino acids)
Cellular component (GO): mRNA cleavage factor complex
Molecular function (GO): mRNA binding
Source: RefSeq, a predicted model, not a curated record